Camelus dromedarius (Arabian camel) is the source of this 6416-nucleotide messenger RNA. It is a transcript of the gene ORAI2, whose product is annotated as ORAI calcium release-activated calcium modulator 2. The record is from RefSeq and is a predicted model, not a curated record. The coding region runs from base 2887 to 3651 and encodes 254 amino acids. Gene Ontology annotation, molecular function: store-operated calcium channel activity. Gene Ontology annotation, biological process: store-operated calcium entry. Lineage: Eukaryota; Metazoa; Chordata; Mammalia; Artiodactyla; Camelidae. The transcript has 3 exons. Gene Ontology annotation, cellular component: membrane.
CGAGAGGACUCGGAUAUCGGGGGCAAGGGCCGAGUGUGGGUCCUGCGGCUGCUGGGGCUUCCCGAGGGGAAGGCACAGGGAUGCAGGUGGACUCCUCCGGGAGAUCCCGGGGAGGGGGUGCUGCUGGGCCCCUGCCCCGCACGGUGAGACAAAAAGAGAGUCAGAAACGGCCGUUUUUGCGUGGCACUCGCCAUUGCUCGUGCCCCAGAUGUUUAAAGGAAGUUAAGACAGGCAAACCCCAAAACCUACCCCCUGGAAAUGCUUUCAACAACCCUGCCAAGGAGAGUAGCUAAUCGUUAGAGAGCGUCAACGCUAUUCUACAAGAUCUCUUUUCUCUGACUGCCCCUUAUAUAAAAACAAAACCAAAACCCCCCACAAGCGCAUCCUUUGGCGCCUCUGCCACCUGACAGAAAUGUCGGGCUCCAUCUUGUCCCGCCCCACCCCCUGCCUGAGCCCAGCCGUGGAGUGUGAGUACCAGACUCUGCCUCUCCCUGCGGCAGGGGGAGGAGGCCUGGACCAAGGUAGGACGCGGGUGCUGGAAGGGUGAGGAUGGAUUUGAAUCCUGUCUGGGCUGCUCCCUCUGCAGGAAGCGGCUUUUCCGUCUUCAGGACGCAUAGGCUGACCUCAAGACCCAGGCUGCAAGCAGACAGCCCUUCCUUCCCAAUGCCUGCCACUCUGAGGACAUCUGCAGAGCUGAGGCUGCCCCAGCCGCUGCUCAGAGGCCACCAUGACCCAGACGCCACCAUCAGCCCUCACUGCCCAUCACACUCUCCAUCUGUACUCUCCAACUUGAGCUCAGCAUGCUCACUGAUUGUCCCCGUGCUUCCCUUCAGAGGCCGCCAGGCCCUCCUGACCUUCCCAGUCAGCCAACCAUUUCAGUGGGCACACAGACCAGACUGACCCCAGAUUGCUCCCUGACUUACAAGCCCCGGGCACCACCAGAUCCAAGUCCAGCACAAUCACACUGCCUGGGCUCCACAUACUCCCUGCAUCUUACUUUCCACCCCCCAUUUCCCUGAACCCCUGCUGCAGCUGCUUUCCUGCCGUGUCCCCCUGCCUCUCAGAACCCUCCCAUGUGGGCAGCAUCUUGUCUUUGAGGGAGGGUUCCUCUUUGCCAGUGCCACCUUCACUACCCAUGUCCUUGUCCCUAUCCUGGCUCCCUCAGAGUAGAGGCAGCCAGCCCCUCCCUUACUCCUUCAACCCUCACACUCCCUCCACUAAAGCAGCAUUUAGUGUAUUGGAUGAGAACCACCCCCUCAUCUCACUCCCCCACUGGACAGUGAGUUUCUUAAAGGAACUCACAGGAUUCUCACCUCUCCUCUUUGAUACUUAGGUACCAAAUGCAGUCUUACCUUAAGGCCCAGUAAGCAGCUAUUGGAUGCAGGAUGGAGAGACAGAUCCUCUGAGGGGGCAAAGGUUGUGCCUUUCACCCCUCCACACGCUGUACCGUGUCUUCAUCAUACCUGUGGGCUCACUUCUGUUAUGUUUGGGAAGGAAGAGAAAAAAUGCAUUUCCAAAUGAUGCCAUUCUAAAUUACUUGGUGCUAACCAGUAGAUUGGUUAGUGAACAUUUCUCUGAAUUCUCCCCAAGGGAAGGGACGUUCCUAUGAUUGAAGUGCUAGAAAGCAGUACUGCUGGCUGCAGUCGAGGGUGAGGGAGGGGUAACCAAGGUUCCCAAGUCAGCCCUCUUGUAAUUGGCAUCCCUGGGCAGAAAUGGAACAGGACAGAACUGUACCCCAGGGCCCUGCUGGCCAGUAAAAGCUGUGCCUCCAAAGCCUGGUAGAAAACCAAGAAGAAGUCACCCCAAAAGAGGGAGCCCUUCCCCGCCUCCAGGACCUCCCUAGAGAAUCCUUUGAGGAAUUGGCAUGGAUGGAUCAGGUGUGGGGCAUUUCAUAAGCCGCUGACCCUGGGAAACACCCCUACCCCGCCUACCCACCCCCAGCCAUGCUCCCUGGGACCUUGGAACACUGAUCUGUUUGUAAUAGCCUUAAGUAGGCUUUUCACCGGGCCUAUGCGGGCCUGAAUGUACAAGUUAAUAUCUGAUGCCAAGUGAGAUGUGAGGUGCUUGUGCCCUUGAAGCCUGCCCUACAGAUUAAUUAGAGCUGAUCCUGCGUGCUGCCGCACCGGCCAGCUCCUUGGGCCACAUGAGACCUCCAAUCCCCUAUUUGGAUUAGUGGAGAUCUGGGCUUAAAUUCACAAAUCUCAACAGAUCAGCCUUUCUGAUCUUCAUUCUGUGUUAUUGGCAAACUAGAUAUCUACCUGGGACAACUCGAGGGGUCUCCAGCCUUCAUUUCUCUGAAAACACAUGCUCAUGUCAGUUGGUCAAUUUAGCUUUUCACUUUGCUAAAGGUUUCCAUUGCAGCCUGGAUAUGGCCUGACUUUAGUUAUAUAAACCAGGUAUUUUUCAGGCUGAACCGUACUAAUUAAAAUCUAAGUGGGAUUUGAGAGACUAGCAGCUGCUUGGAAAUGAUUUCAUGUUGAUGCCAGCUACCUGGACGCUGGAAAGCAGUUUUGAGUUUUGCGGUUGGUUAUUUGGUUUAAGAACCCUGUAGGGUGGGGAUGUCUCCAUGUGAAGGUGAGCAGGUUGAAAAGGUCAGGUGUCAUACUCAGGAUAACACAGCGGGGUCAAAUCUAGAAGCUUUCAGUCCUAGAAUUUUCUUAAACGCUACAGCUUCCUAUUCCGUGAAGGUAAGUGCACAUCAGAGGAUUCCUUAGGUGCUUUUGGCUAACGUUGGAAUUCCAUUCACCCCCAGAGCCACACUCAGUUGGAGUCUGUCUGUGCCUGGGAUGGAAGGCUGGAUUCCAGCUUUGUGGAGGAACAUUGGAUGCUGCAGUGGUUCCUGGAGGUGCACUCCUGACCCUCCUCUCCUGCAGCCUGGCUCCCACCAUGAGUGCCGAGCUCAACGUGCCUGUGGACCCCUCCACUCCUGCCUGCUCUGAGCCCGGCCACAAGGGCAUGGAUUACCGGGACUGGGUCCGCCGCAGCUACCUGGAACUGGUCACCUCCAACCACCACUCCGUGCAGGCCCUUUCCUGGAGGAAGCUCUACCUGAGCAGGGCCAAGCUGAAGGCCUCCAGCCGGACCUCCGCCCUCCUCUCGGGCUUUGCCAUGGUAGCCAUGGUGGAGGUACAGCUGGAGACGCAGUACCAGUACCCGCGGCCACUGCUUAUCGCCUUCAGCGCCUGCACCACGGUACUGGUGGCCGUGCACCUGUUCGCCCUGCUCAUCAGUACGUGCAUCCUGCCCAACGUGGAGGCGGUGAGCAACAUCCACAAUCUCAACUCUAUCAGCGAGUCACCGCACGAACGCAUGCACCCCUACAUUGAGCUGGCCUGGGGCUUCUCCACCGUGCUGGGCAUCCUGCUUUUCCUGGCCGAGGUGGUGCUGCUCUGCUGGAUCAAGUUUCUGCCAGUGGAUGCACGCCACCAGCCCGGCCCCCCGCCCGGCCCCGGCGGCCACACGGGCUGGCAGGCUGCCUUGGUCUCCACCAUCAUCAUGGUGCCUGUGGGUCUCAUCUUCGUGGUCUUCACCAUCCAUUUCUACCGCUCGCUGGUGCGCCACAAAACUGAACGGCACAACCGCGAGAUUGAGGAGCUGCACAAGCUCAAGGUGCAGCUGGAUGGGCACGAGCGUGGCCUGCAGGUGGUGUGAGCGUGUGCUCCUGGGCAGGGCCAGUACGGCAUCCAGAGGGACCAGAAAGUGCCCGCCUGAUGGGGAAUUUCAGAAAUGCAGAGAAACGCAGAUUGCUGACAAGGCUGCCUAGACACUGCCAGACAGUUCCAGACCAAAGUUAACUUCUGUCUUAAUGCUGUCAAACCCGGAUCAUUUUCCUGCGGAAGGUGGAAAUCCUUAGCUAAAUGAGCAACCCUGUUGCUAAGAGCUCAGGGCAAAGAAAGGCCAAGUCUCUGGCCCUGGGGACUUCCUAAGAUAGGAGACCAGGCUCCGAGUACCACCAGGUGGUCAGGGGUCACCUCUGGGACCUGGAGUGAGUGGCCACUGGGCCAGGGAGGCUGGCAGAGGCCUGGAGAGUCAGAGCACUGCUGUGAGUGCAGGGAAGGGAUUGCCCCAUGACACCUGAGCUGGGCUGUGGCAGCCAGGGGCAUGUCUGACGGCACCACCCUGCUGUGAUUAUACGGUGCAGGAUGACAGCUUGGCCUGGUGCUUCCCUCCUGGCCCCUGAGAACCUAGCUUGUUGGGGGAAGGCAGGAGCCUAGGGCACAGGUCAGGCCCACAGGUGCGGUGGGUGCUCAGCCGGCGGCAGACUUGGCAGGCCCUGGGGGAGACAUCCAAGGGUGGAGGCCUGCAGGGUCAGGGAGGCAUGCAUCCUGGCUGAGGCGCCUACUUGAGGUGGCUGUUAACUGAGGCAGUGCUCUGAAGCACACUGUGCUCAAAUUCUCUCUCCCCAACCAGCCUAGAGCCCUGGCCACAUUGACCUAGAAAGGCUACCAGGUCAAGGAAAGGGCCCACAGUCCAGUGGCCUCCACCUCUUGGUCACAGAAUGCCCUGAGCCUAGUCAGCUGCCCCUCUGGGCCGCGGCCGCAGGCCAGGACACUCCCUCAGGUUGCAGAGCCUGCCCAUCUCCCUGCUGCUGUGGUCCCAGGCAGCAGGGAGGGGGCAGCCUGGGGGACCUCCUGUCCAGACAAGGCCAUGGCCUGGCCUGGCCUGGUCCGUGGGUGGUGGUGUCAGGGGCCAGCCCUGGCCAAAUGCAAGUCACACCCACAGUGACGCAGAACAAUGGCAGGGGAGUUGAGGCCCCGCGCAGUGCUCCCUUCCUGGGCCCCAGGCCGUGUGCACAGGCCCGUGACACUGUUAGGCAGCCACAAGCAGCCUGGGUUUUGGUGUUUUCAAGAAAGGCAUCUGGUAGACCCGAGCCCAUGUUCUUGGGCGGAACACGUACACACUACAGCUCAGCUUGUGUGAACUUGCCGCGCCCUGAGCUACUUUUAGGAACCACAUUUUACCACGUUGGCCAGCAGCCACCAGAGGAGAGUGCCUUUCCUUUUGUUUCCAGUCAUUGGACUUAAUGCUGUGAUGGCAUUUCUAUCCACAGCCUAAUGUCUCUGUAGGGUCUACAUUGUCUGUGCCAAGAAAUCCUGGCUGGCCUGGCUGGGGUUUCUGGGACCAUGACAUACUAUUGGGAACAUUAACUUUGACAUGUAACUCUGAAAUGCUGAGAAUCACCGGUGUAAGUCAUGGCAUUUACAAGGAGCCCAGACAUCGUGUCCUGCAGGGCUGGAGAAGAGCCUGGGCAUCUCCCAAAGGGCAUGUCCCUCGCAUCCUCUGCAGACGUCUGUCGUGACUUGCUUGCUCCCCAGCGCACGUCUCUCCUCUCCCGAAGCCUUGUUGAAAAGGCUCGUCUGGUUUAGUAUGUGUUUGCUUUGCACAAGAAUGUCAGCAUCACUGCAAGACAGGCAGUUUGUGUCCUGGCAGAGACAAGACAGGCUGGCUCCUCCCCACAGCUGGGAGGGGCAGCAGGCCGUUCCUCUGGCCUGAACCUUUUGAGAGGGGCCUUGUUAGGCCCACUUCUGCCCACUUUCCCAGGCCGUCUGGUGCCGCUGCCCCAUGUUCCAGACCCAAGGAGUGAUGAGCUAGAGGCCAGCUUGGUCCAGGGUCAGACACUAGGUGCCCGCUACCAGUGCCGCAUGGGUAGGAAAGAUGCCACGUAUCACAUUUCAGACACUGAUUAGGAGAAUAACAUUCUUAUUCUUUUCAUCCAGCGUACUUUCUCAGCCCCAGCCUUGCUAGUUCCUAGAGGCAUGGGGCAAAGAGAAUUUCUGCGGGAACAGAGGGGACUGUGGGCCUGGGGAUUGGCGACCGGGGGGUACAACCUCAGGGCGGCCCCAGAGCUUCCUCUGGGGCUGGAGAACAAGCUGCUACUCGGAGCUGCGGCAACACCUCAGCAGGGAAGUCUGGGGAGGAGGAGGGCAAAUCACAGGCUAGAGACUUGGUUUCUGGAGGUUUAACCUGACUGCGAAGGGGGUUCCAAGUACAGUGGCCUCUCCACGGUGAGAGGCGCCAUGGGCCACGUCAGAGCCAGCGCAGGCUUGCCCAACUCUCCUCUGAGCCUUCCUGGUGCUCCUAACACAAAUGCCCGCACAUACGCUGAGGCCCUUUCCAAAGUGGAACACGGUCUCCAUUUAGUACCUGACCAGAAGUUUCAAAACUCAAGGGUUUCUAUUUUAGACAAACUGCCAGGGCAGAAUGUAUUUCAGUGUCUUCUAGGAAGGUCUGUUGAGGAUAACACCGUGUGAGCCUGAGUGGAUCAGGGCUCAUCUGCAGCUGUUCCCUGUCUUGUGCUGAUCAAUUCAUCAUGCACGGCGUCGAGGAGACCAUGUGUGGUAUGCACACCCCGUCCCGUGUAUGGAUUUUUAAAACAGUCGCCCUGGAUUAAACUGAAUAAAACAAGUCCAACUAUG